Messenger RNA from Rhododendron vialii, 2001 nucleotides. RefSeq lists its product as uncharacterized. The coding region runs from base 341 to 1741 and encodes 466 amino acids. The transcript has 5 exons. The record is from RefSeq and is a predicted model, not a curated record. NCBI's taxonomy places the organism in Eukaryota, Viridiplantae, Streptophyta, Magnoliopsida, Ericales, Ericaceae.
GCUUUUAAUAAUUGUCCUUUUAGUUUACUAUUGCCACUGUCUUUCCCAAUUCCAAAAUCGUUCAUCAAAGCAGCAAUACUGAUUUGGUUUGCUGGAUCUCCCGCAGUGACUCACAGGAUUGGAAUUGUAUUGGUUAAUGGUUAGUAACAGUCCUAUGAAACAUGCUAUGAAGGAAUGUACUCCUGUUUUGGUUAUAGCCUCUAAAUGGUACGGCAGUCUGCACGGGGAACAUGGAGGCCCAACCGAAUACCGGGAUUCAAGUUCCAACAUAAGCCAACAAUACUCAUCAAGCGAAUUACUGUUAUCUUGAAGUUAGUCACUCAAGUUUUUAUUGAAAAUCAUGGCGAGUGAAGCUUCUCAAACUAUGAGUUUGAAGAUCCUUGUGGAGAAAGGGAAAAAUCGAAUUGUUUUUGUGGAGGCAAACAAGGAUUUUGUGGAUGUUCUAUUCAGCUUCCUUACAAUACCUAUUGGAACAAUUUUCGGACUCACUCGUGAGCACUCUUUGGAGGGGGGGAUUGGCUGUUUAAACAACUUAUAUGAAAGUUUGGAAAAGUUAGAUGAGGACUUUCUAUCAAGUGAGCAAAAAGGGAUGCUUCUUCAUCCGCGAUGUGCAAGUGAUAUCUACUGUAGGAACCUAAAGGUAAAUUUGGUUGAAUGUAACAAAAGCAAGUAUUAUGGGUGUGGCAGCUUUUGGACUUGUAGUUUUGUGAGCUAUAACCAAAAUGUUUCUUGCCGGUGUGGAAAAGCCUUGCGCCACGAGGUAAAUCUAUUAAACCCAGUUUCCCAUGGUGGAAGUGGAUUUAUAAAACCAGCUGUGCAGUUUGUGAUAACCGAUGACUUUCAAGUGUUGCCUAUGUCUACCAUGGCCGGCUUGUCUCUGCUUGGCAAUUUUGGAGCAUUUGAUGGGAGCAAAACAGAAGUGAGAAUGCUGAACGUAGGAAAGGAUGAGGUUCUAAAAUUGCUCAAGUGCACAUUAGCAUCAAUGACGCCUUUUUCUGACUCCAUAUUGGAACCUCCCUUCAGUAAGACAAAGCCCAUGAUUAAUUAUGGACUGUGUGGACGGAGGAUGAUGAAUCUAUCUCAAAGAGACGCGGACACAGGAAAUAAGGAUGAAAAGAUAAACUUAAAGCUUAUCAUAAACAGGUUGAACAAUAGGGUGCUGUAUGCAGAAGUUGAAGAGAAUUUUGUGCAUCUCCUAUGCAGUUUCCUCUCAAUUCCAAUCGGCUAUAUCAUUAAGGAAUUUCCAUAUUUGUCCUUCAAUGGAAACCUGGGCAAUUUACGCAAGAGUGUCCAAGAUUUAGAUGUCAACAAGUUCUUCAAAUCAUCAGAGAUGAAGGCAAUUCUUCUCGAUCCAAAACUAGCCCCUGGUACCUCUUAUGACAAAAAACUAAUUGGUAUUGAAGAAGCUGUAAACCCGUCUUACUCGACUCUUUCUUCACUAUUCAAAAUCACAUACUCUGCUUUGAGUUCAGAGUCCCCUCUGCAGGAAGUUAAAAUUGGUGGCGAACUAGUGAAAGGACCGGUUAUGUUCAUGGUGACGGAUAGUUUAUCAAUAGCACCUUUAUCUCUGAUCUCAUGCAUCUCUCUUAUCAACAGAUUAAAGGUACCUUCCAGCGACAUUCAGGAAUUGGAGGUGAAUAUGGGUGAGGAGGAGACUUUGCGUCUCUUGGUGGCUUCGUUGGUGUCAAGAUCUGCAUUGACUGAUGCUUUUGUGCGUAAGGAGAUGAAGCAAGAAACCUGAGGUAAAAAAGCGUUGUCUGAUUGUCUCUAUGCCCAGCAGAAAGGAAGAAACUCUGGUGUUUGCCUAUAAGCCUAUGUUCUAGUGCAACAAUGCAAACUUGCUUUAUUAGCAUUGAUAUUCUCUCUCUGCAGCUGAUGUAAAACCUAUUGGUAUUCUUUCCUUUCCUUUUUUUUUGGUUUUGUGAGACCCUUUUGUGGUUUUGUCUAGUAAUUUGGAGAGACUAUUGUGUGGCAAUGGUACUAGGGUAUGGUCUGAAUUUC